This is a messenger RNA of Dipodomys ordii (Ord's kangaroo rat), 615 nucleotides long. Its product is annotated as von Willebrand factor A domain-containing protein 9-like. Lineage: Eukaryota; Metazoa; Chordata; Mammalia; Rodentia; Heteromyidae. The coding region runs from base 59 to 559 and encodes 166 amino acids. The transcript has 2 exons. The record is from RefSeq and is a predicted model, not a curated record. Gene Ontology annotation, cellular component: integrator complex. Gene Ontology annotation, biological process: snRNA 3'-end processing.
UCACUAUUUGUAGCUUGUUGUCUGCAUUCUGACUGGGCUCGCUUGGAUUCUGUUCACCAUGCCAACAGUGGUGGUGAUGGACGUGUCCCUCUCCAUGACUCAGCCUGUGUCAAUCGAGGGGUCUGAGGAAUACCAGCGGAAGCACCUUGCAGCCCAUGGGUUGACAAUGCUGUUUGAGCACAUGGCCACAAACUAUAAGCUUGAAUUCACAGCAUUAGUGGUUUUCUCAUCGCUUUGGGAGCUGAUGGUCCGCUUCACAAGAGAUUAUAACACCCUGCAGGUCGUUCUGGUGACGGACGGCUGUCUCGGCAUUGGUAGAGGGUCCCUGCGACAUUCCCUAGCAACACACAAUCAAAGGAGCGACAGCAACAGGUUCCCGCUGCCUUUCCCUUUCCCGUCUAAGUUAUACAUCAUGUGCAUGGCAAACCUGGAAGAGGUAAUGCCUUCUGCUAACUGCUUUUUAGAUGGGUUAGGUAAAUCCCAGGGCUUGGUUUAUUUGUCAAUAUAUUCAAUGAACACUCUUGCGUACAGUAUAACAUUUAGAUUUGAAAAGAGUUGAUUUCACAUGCUCUUUGACAUAACAACACUCACCUCUACGAGAGUAUAGCUGGAGAU